Kwoniella botswanensis is the source of this 1350-nucleotide messenger RNA. RefSeq lists its product as uncharacterized. Lineage: Eukaryota; Fungi; Basidiomycota; Tremellomycetes; Tremellales; Cryptococcaceae. The coding region runs from base 1 to 1350 and encodes 449 amino acids. The record is from RefSeq and is a predicted model, not a curated record. Gene Ontology annotation, molecular function: 3-beta-hydroxysteroid 3-dehydrogenase (NADP+) activity. The transcript has 5 exons. Gene Ontology annotation, cellular component: mitochondrial outer membrane; endoplasmic reticulum membrane; lipid droplet.
AUGGUCUCUACCCGCUCAAAUUCAAGCAAAUUGCCCCAAGGAGUAGAGAGGGAUGAUAACAGGAUCAUAGUAGUCGUGACUGGUGCCAAUAGUGGUUUCGGUCUAGGUAUAUGCGAACAAUUACUGUCCAAUCUCUCUUUACCUCCCUCAACUAGUAUACCAAUAUCAACACCUCAACUUACCGCUCUACCACCCUCGUUACGAAACAACUUUGAUGAGGUUGAGCUGGACGAACCUACCAAAUAUAUAGGAGAAGAACCACCGACGUUGACUUUGAUAUUGGCCUGCCGAAGUGAGGCGAAAGCACUUGAGGCUAGACGGAUAUUGCUGGAAAAGCACGAGCAGGAGUUGAAGGAAAGACAGGAGAUAGGUGGGGAAGAAGUGAGGAAAGGCUGGAAAGAGGGUUUGAGGAUCGUUUGGGAAGGUGUGGAUCUGGAUAAUCCCGGUGGAGGGAAUGGGGUUCUAGGAUUUUGUGAGAGAUUGAAGAUAAAAUACCCCCACAUCACCACGCUCUACCUCAACGCAGGUAUGGGCGCGUUCUCCGGAUUAGACUGGAUAGCGUUCUUCAAGCAGAAUAUACUAGAGGGUCUACCCCGGGCCCAGAGUCUACCUAAAUAUCAGUAUGAGAUCAAAGGUGCGAUGAGCUCGGAUGGUGAGAGGGGUCUGGUUUGGGGCACCAACGUGUUGGCUCCUUAUAUCAUGGCACAGGAGCUUAUCCCAUUACUACGACGAUCACCCCCAUCACUCCCUUUCCAACCUCGAAUCAUAUACACCUCAUCGUGUACAUCAUCCUUCUCCAAACUCUCUCCAGAACCACUCAACGAUUACCAACUGAUCAACUACGAGAAAUCAUACUCUGCAAGUAAAUAUAUGGGUGACCUGAUAAUGGCUCAGCUUGAUAAACAGUACGGUUCGCCAUCAUCAAACAUUGAAGGGGUGGAGAAUCAGAUAAGGCCUGUCAGAGCUUUCACGGCUGAUCCCGGAUGUGUCGCCACCAACUUCUUCAUGAAUGGUUUCGGGUUGAUCCUCUGGUGGGUCAAGAUUAAGUUCUUCUUCUAUCAUUGGUCAUUCGUACUUUGCCGUCUGCUAGGAUCGACCAAACAUCCCGUAUACGCCGAUCAAGGUGCAUUGCCAAUGUUAUACGCUGCACUCAUACCUGAGAAAUACCUUUUACCAUCGGACCAAAACCCAGCUCAGAGAUUCACGGUGAUCUCGCAGAGAUGGGGUGAUACGAAAGUGGGAUACGAGGAAGUGGACGAAUGGGAGAAAGGAGAUGAGCUGGGUAAAGGGUUUAUGGAAGCUUGUGAGAGCCAUAGAAGGGAAUGGAGGAGGAGAGAGGGUCUUGAGUGA